Molecule: messenger RNA, 1419 nt
Organism: Musa acuminata AAA Group (dessert banana)
Lineage: Eukaryota; Viridiplantae; Streptophyta; Magnoliopsida; Zingiberales; Musaceae
Product: E3 ubiquitin-protein ligase SDIR1
Exons: 8
Coding region: 330-1181 (283 amino acids)
Biological process (GO): ubiquitin-dependent protein catabolic process; protein ubiquitination
Molecular function (GO): ubiquitin protein ligase activity
Source: RefSeq, a predicted model, not a curated record
CGAUUCCUCUCGAUGCUUCGAGGGUUUCUGCUGCUGCAGUGAUCUAGGGACUUGGGGAUCCUAGAUCUGUCCGAUUCGAGGGUAACCCUUCAACGUGUUUCGCAAUUUGCGUUCGGGAUUUUGUGGAAUUUCAUCGAAAUGCCUUGUCUAUGCGGCAGAAUCCUGUCUCUUCGUUGCUGUGAAUGUGGUUCCCUUUUAGCUCUGAUUGAUUCGAUCAUGUAUAUCAAUUCUAGUUGAUGUUGUUCCAUGUUGUUGAUCGAGUUGGAACAGGGCAAUCCGGUUCGUAAGGACAAGAGGUGGUUUUGGGGUGAGCAUUAGCGUCUGCAAUCAUGAGCUAUGUUUUACGGACAAGUAGAGCGGACAUCGAGAGCGGCUUGCCAGGAUUUAUACCCGAGAGGCGGCUGAUGCGAAUGCAUGUGGGCGGUCGACCUGUUAAUAACAAUUCGACUACUUUUCUUCUCACCGUUCUUGUUCUGUUCAUGAUAUUGAAUUCACAUCAGAUGUCACCCAAUUUUCUGCUUUGGCUUGUUUUGGGAGUGUUUCUGAUGGCCACCAGCCUAAGGAUGUAUGCAACUUGGCAGCAACUCCAGGCUCAAGCCCAAACUCACGCUGCAGCUGCCAGUAGCUUCCUUGGGGGCACAGAGUUGCGGUUGCAUGUUCCACCAUCCGUAGCCUUUGCUACAAGAGGGCGCUUACAGAGCUUGAGGCUCCAACUUGCUCUUCUUGAUCGAGAAUUCGAUGAUCUAGAUUAUGAUGCUUUAAGAGCAUUGGAUUCUGAUAAUCCCCCUGAUGCUCCUUCGAUGACAGAGGAAGAAAUCAAUGCCCUUCCUGUACACAACUACAAGGUCCAAUCUCGCCAAGGGUCUGCGACCAGUCGGCAAAGUGGUGGAUCAUUGCCACAACAGGCAUCAUCUUCUUCUGUAUCUGCAACUGAGCAAAAAAGGCAGGAGAGUUCAAAACUAGAUGGGGACUUGAAGACUCCGGAAGAUGAACUGACAUGCAGUGUUUGCUUGGAGCAAGUCAGUGUGGGAGAAUUGAUAAGAAGCUUACCAUGCUUGCAUCAGUUUCAUGCAAUCUGUAUCGAUCCAUGGUUGCGUCAGCAAGGUACAUGCCCUGUCUGCAAGCACAGGGUGAAUUCCGGAUGGCAUGCAGGUGAUGAUGGUGCAGCGGACAUGGUCUAGCUAGUUACAUUCACCAUCCAAUGUCUCAAUACAGCUAUAUCAACGACGAGUACAACUAACUCGAUGUACGGCAUUACUUAACCAAGUUAAAUGAUAAGGCGGCUGGUAUUAAGCCUGUUGUAAGUAUAUAUCUUAUCUAAUUAUUGCGUCGAUCUCACCUGCAAUCCUCAUCAGAUUUAGAACUCUAAUGUAGCCAAUUAUUGUGCUCUUUCUGGUGGCACUAUUGAUUCUUCAUUUC